AUGAAGUUUACAGGCUUAACAUUGGGUAUAUUAGCAUCAGCUGUAUACGCACUCCCUACGCUAUCAGAUCUUGAUGAUGGAAAUUUCAUAGUAACUCUCAACGAUGAUACCGAUCUUGAUGACCAUCUCAAUCAACUGGGUGGCUUGUUAGGUGGUAGUGAUAGUGUUACUCGCAAGUACGACAAUGUUUUCAAAGGUUAUGCCGGAUCAUUUAGUAAGACACUCUUCCAAUCUCUUUCUGGUGUUCUUGAUGGACAUAUCGCAAACAUAGAGAAAGACGGUAUAUCAUAUGCACUCGAUUUGGAAUCAGCUGCACCUUGGGGACUUGAACGUAUCAGUCAACGUGAGAAACUCCCAGAAGACUCUGACGUGCGUGCUUUGAACUACGACUACAAUUACCCACAGCCAUCAGGUGCUGGUGUAGAUGUCUAUGUGAUCGACACUGGUAUUCGUAUCUCGCAUGAAGAUUUUGAGGGUAGGGCAUCAUACGGUUUUUGGGGUGGUUAUCCAGAUGCAAAUGAUGAUAAUGAACACGGUACACAUGUAGCAGGUACAAUUGGUGGUAAGACUUAUGGUGUCGCGAAAUCAGUCGACCUCCUAGCAGUUAAAGUUCUUAAUGGCACAGGUCAGGGAACCAAUUCUGACAUUAUCGCUGGAAUAAACUAUGUAGUGCAAAAUAGUAAAAGUACAGGUAAACCAUCAAUCGCGUCACUCAGUCUUGGUGGUGAUGUCUCACCUGCACUCGACAAAGCUGUCCAGCUUGCAAUCCAAACCGGUGUUCAUUUCGUAGUUGCAGCUGGUAAUGAGAACAAAAACGCUGGUGAUUCUUCACCUGCGAGAGUCGAAGAAGCAAUAACAGUUGGUGCUUCCACAAUUUAUGAUCAAAGGGCGGAGUUCUCAAAUUAUGGUAGCGUUGUUGAUAUCUUCGCACCUGGUAUGAAUAUAACUUCAACUUCCAAUAAGGACGACACAAGUUCACUCAGCUUGAGUGGAACUAGCAUGGCUACACCUCAUGUUUCAGGCGCGUUGGCGUCUCUCCUUAGCCAAGUUGGUCAAAUGUCCCCAGCCGACGCAAGCCAAAAGUUGAAAGAUAUAGCUACAAAAGGUGUACUCGGUAAUGUUGAACCACCAUGUGGUCUUUUCUGCUUAGCCAAGAAGAGCUUUAGACGUCAAUCGGGUGUUUCAAAUAACCUCCUCUACAACAAUGUUUAGUGGAUUAUGAUUCAC
Messenger RNA from Wallemia mellicola CBS 633.66, 1227 nucleotides. RefSeq lists its product as hypothetical. Gene Ontology annotation, molecular function: serine-type endopeptidase activity. Gene Ontology annotation, biological process: proteolysis. Lineage: Eukaryota; Fungi; Basidiomycota; Wallemiomycetes; Wallemiales; Wallemiaceae. The coding region runs from base 1 to 1212 and encodes 403 amino acids. The record is from RefSeq and is a predicted model, not a curated record. The transcript is spliced from 2 exons.